Molecule: messenger RNA, 2472 nt
Organism: Arctia plantaginis
Lineage: Eukaryota; Metazoa; Arthropoda; Insecta; Lepidoptera; Erebidae
Source: the annotation of a GenBank genome assembly
AUGGGUACUGUAUUACACUUGUGUAUAAUUAUAUGUUUGUGUGCUGUUCGUCUGGUUAGUGCUAACACGUACAGCGUCAGUUUAUUAGCGGAACAACAUGUGAAUUUAGUCGAUAGUAAGUUUUUGAGCUUCACAAUAGACCCUAAGUAUUUGUUUUCAACCAGUGAGAAGUAUAAUAGCAAAGAAUGUGUCUGCAUGGCCUCAUCACUGACCCCCGCUUUCAUUCGAAUAGCUGGCCCAUCCACAUCCCAUAUGAGUUUCCAUAACACCACCAUAUCGAUUAAUGAAAUCGAUUUUGAUUUAUCUGCAAACGAUCUUGAGGUGGAGGUGUUAGAUGCUGAUACCCCCAAGAAAGUUCCUAUAGAAAUGAAGACGGUAAAUCUAGCUGUGACACAUCGACAAUGGAGAAAGUUCAUCCACUGGGCAAAGUCUACUGGUUUCGAUUUGGUCUUCGCACUAAAUAAUGAGGAAAGAACAGCUUCCGGCAUGUGGGAUCCCAACACUGCACUCAACAUACUGACAGUUGCUGAAAAGGCGAAGGUUGGCGAUAUAUUUUGGGAGUUAGGUUACGAAUGUAAAAACCAAUCCAUCGAGGAAUAUCUGAAUGAUUUGGAGACACUGAGCGUAAUCACCGAGACCUUCCCGCCUGGCCGCAUGGGGGAAUGGAAGGUGGUGGGUGGAGACGUCUCCAAGUGUCUGCAGGCCGACUCCAAGAGUGACUUCAAGGAUUACGUCGUUUUGUCCAUUGAUAUGAUGGAUGCACUCUUGUUAAAUGGCAACUCCUCGUACAAGGAAAUGGAACGUAUGACGAAAUUGAACCGCCUGAAGCUGCUGCGACAUUUAGCAAACUCCAGAACACCACUAUGGUUAACAGAAAGAAACCAGAGAAAUUACAAUCAAUUAGAGAGAGCUGCUGAUUGGCUAGGUAGCUUGGGAUAUGCUGCAAAGAAUGGCUUCUCUGUCCAUUAUCGGGAGUUGGAAGAAGAAGAGAUAUACGAGCCUACACUGAGUUUUUAUAUGGCACUUCUCUUCAAAAACUUAGUCGGUGAACGGGUCCUUAAUGUGGAAAUGGUGCCUGAGCAGGCGAUCCUCUUUGGUCAUUGUACAUCGCUGCGGCACAAACGAGUGCCAGGUGCUGUUACACUGUUCGGAGUGAACUUGGAUGAUGAGCCUGCUAGGUUUUCACUCAAGCUGCCUAAACGAGAGGACGGGGGUGAUAUAAUGCAGUUUAUUCUUGGGCAUGAUCACAGUGGAAACAUAGUCGUCAACGGACGUGCCAUGUAUUAUGAAGGCGACAUAAAGCCAGUUGUAAAACGCGUUCGUCCUUUCAAAACUCUUCUUAUAACUCUACCGGCAAAAUCUUUCGGAUUCUGGGUGCUCGCCAACACUAAAAUAGAAGCCUGCCAAGACAUAGACAACUCUAAUAAUACCAAUUCUGAUGAACAGUCUGUUACUGAAAGUGUAAGAGGAAAACGCUCAGUUGAUGAUGAUUUUGAAGAUUACAAUCAUAUAGCAAAUCCUUUCUAUGAUUAUGAUGAUACAGAGACAUCAUCCAUCGAUAACAAAGCUUUGAUAAAGCGUAUUGCUGAUAUAAAUAGAGACUUGGGCAAAAUACAGAGUAGUUUUCACAAUUCAAAAGGCAGAUUCAAAAGAGACGAAAAAAGGGCGAAAUUUAGACCCUUGAACGAUAGAAAUAAUUUUGAUUUGGACCCAAAAGGUUUAUUAAGUAAUAUUCUGCAAAAAGCAAAACAGAGCGUUGAAGUGUUGAAAAACAAAGGUUUUAAAGAAGUGAAGCGAAGAUUAAACAGGAAUAAUAGAGUUAGUAAAAGACAUUCUAAACAUUUCAGAGUUAAAACAUUAAAAACACCAAUGAGAUAUUUUGAUACACAGAAGCAUGAAAGAUUUUCUAAAAAGCGUACAAAUAUGAGAAAAAUACCAAAACAUGUAACAAGUAUGUCAAAAAAGAACUUAGAGCAUUUUAAUGGCGAUGUUUCAAAAAGUAACUUAAAAAAUAAUCAGAGAAUACAAGAAGAUUCUGAAAAACUGAAUGUAAUUAUUGGUGAUUACAGCGGCAAGCAUUCUAUUGAGAAUGAAAUUGCGAAAGAUAUUGAUAUUUUAGAGUCUAAAAAUAGAAGACGAAGACAUAUCGACAAAGAUGUAGAAGAAUUAUCAUUCGAAAACGAUAUAGAUUUUGAAGAGAAAAAGAAGAGAAAAGCAAAGUUGUGGCAAAUUUUGAAGAAAAUACAGGAAGAGGUGAAGGAUUUCUCUCAAGAAACAACCGAUGAAGAACUAACGGACUCGCCUGAGGUAAUAGUUCUUAAAACCGAAUUAUCAGAUGAUUCUGCUACUAUUAAAGUAGAAGACACUGGCAAGGGUUUGCUACAGUCCACUAUGAGGAAUAUGGUAAAUGUGUUGGAAGAUUUAAAUAAGAAUUUUAAUAGGUUUUGGGAUGCCCUUAGCAUGUUAGGAUAG